Brienomyrus brachyistius is the source of this 2861-nucleotide messenger RNA. RefSeq names its product solute carrier family 23 member 1-like. Gene Ontology annotation, molecular function: transmembrane transporter activity. The record is from RefSeq and is a predicted model, not a curated record. The transcript is spliced from 12 exons. Gene Ontology annotation, cellular component: membrane. Bases 451 to 2298 code for a protein of 615 amino acids. NCBI's taxonomy places the organism in Eukaryota, Metazoa, Chordata, Actinopteri, Osteoglossiformes, Mormyridae. Gene Ontology annotation, biological process: transmembrane transport.
CAGCGGCGCAUUUGAGAAUAACGAGUGUGAGUUCAGCUCCAAGACCAUGUAGCUCAGGUAGGAUUACGACCUGAAAUCCUGCAGGAUUAGGGCGGCAAACACAGAAACGCCAGCAGAGCGCCAUCCUUCCUAAAAGAGCCGUGUAUUUCCUCUCGUAAUGUGUACGCCGUCGUGGCAGCAGUUAUAAAGUGGAUUUUGCCCGGCCAUGUCACCACCUCGCAGUCUCCUUCCUGACGGCUUUAAGGGAAACAGAGCAGAGGGUUAAUUUCCAACAAGACCUGGCUGUAGAACUCUAUUCAUCUUCCUCUGUACCUUUGUCUUUUGGUGUCCCACCACUUUCUCCCUCUCUCUCUCUCUCUCUCUCUCGAUCUCCCAUUCUCCCCAUCUCCGGCUCCACCUUCCCAUUCUGCCUGAGCACACCUGAGACAUUCUGUCACUCCACACUCUUCCAUGCCUCCCAAGAAGGACUCCAAUGGCCAGGACAACUAUGGCUUCGCUAUUGAGGGAGAGGAGAAUAUCUUUGAUUUUCCUGUUGGGGGAGAUGCCAAGAGCGGGAGCCAGUCUGCAGAGAAGAGCAGCAACAAACUGGCUUAUUGUGUCACUGAUGUUCCACCCUGGUACCUGUGCAUCAUCCUGGGGAUUCAACACUUCCUGACCGCCUUCGGCAGCAUCGUGGCCAUCCCGCUCAUCCUCUCGCAGAGCCUGUGCCUGCAGCAUGACGGUGUCACCCAGAGCCACCUCAUCAGCACCAUCUUUUUUGUCUCAGGACUCUGCACCUUGCUACAGGUCACCGUCGGGGUCAGACUUCCCAUCCUCCAGGGUGGCACCUUCACAUUUCUGGCCCCAUCCCUGGCACUUCUGUCCACCCCUAAGUGGACCUGCCCAGCCUGGACUCAGAAUGCCUCCUUGGUGAACAGCUCCUCACCAGUGUUCAUGGAGGAGUGGCAGAGCCGCCUGAGGGAGCUGCAGGGUUCCAUCUUGGUGGCUUCCUGCUUCCAGAUCCUGGUGGGCUUCUCUGGUCUCAUCGGUUUCCUCAUGAGGUUCAUCGGACCUCUUACUGUCGCUCCCACCAUCUCCCUGAUUGGGCUGUCCCUGUUCGACUCAGCCGGGACCAGUGCUGGGCACCAUUGGGGCAUCGCUGCCAUGACAGCAGCCUUGAUCAUCCUGUUCUCCCAGUACCUUCGACACGUCAGCAUUCCCAUUCCUGCCUACAGCAGGGCCAGGAAGUUCCACACCUCGCGGAUGCGCCUGUUUCAGGUUCUUCCUGUGCUCCUCGGUGUCACCAUCUCUUGGCUUUUCUGCUACCUCCUGACCAUAUAUGACGUCCUGCCACCCGACCCAGACAAAUAUGGCUUCCUGGCUCGUACUGAUGUGAAGGGGGAUGUUGUAAACCAGACUCCCUGGUUCAGGUUCCCAUACCCAGGUCAAUGGGGUGUACCAACUGUGAGUUUGGCAGGGGUGUGCGGGAUCUUGGCUGGAGUGAUAUCCUCUAUGGUAGAGUCCGUAGGUGACUACCAUGCUUGUGCCAAGCUGUCUGGAGCCCCUCCUCCACCCAGGCAUGCCAUCAACCGAGGGGUGGGCAUAGAGGGGGUGGGCUGUCUGUUGGCUGGGGCCUGGGGCACAGGCAACGGGACCACCUCCUACAGCGAGAAUGUGGGAGUCCUGGGCAUCACCAGGGUAGGAAGUCGCACAGUGAUCUUGGCCAGCGGGAUCUUGAUGAUCUUCGUGGGGCUGUUUGGCAAGAUAGGCGCCAUCUUCGCCACCAUACCAACUCCCGUGGUCGGCGGCAUGCUCUUAGUCAUGUUUGGGGUUAUAUCAGCUGCUGGAGUAUCCAACCUGCAGUACACAGAUAUGAACUCCUCCAGGAAUAUUUUCAUCUUUGGAUUUUCCAUGUUAACUGGGUUGGCCAUUCCCAACUGGGCAUUGAAAAAUUCUGCAGCUAUAGCAACAGGAAUUGUUGAGGUUGACCAGGUAGUUAAUGUUCUCCUGACGACUGGAAUGUUUGUAGGAGGAUUCUUUGGGUUCAUUCUUGACAACACGAUUCCAGGAUCUGUAGUGGAACGAGGCAUAGUGGCAUGGAAGAACACCCACGAGGAGGACUUGGGCGAUACCCUGGACACCAGAGAGGUGUAUGGUCUUCCUUUCAGCCUUGGCUCUUUGGCCUCCUCCCCCUGGGUGCAGCGUAUGCCUUUUUGCCCCUCCACCAGUCCCGUGGCCCAGUCGGACAUCGGCACCAUGGACAGCAAGGAGGCGGAGAAGCCUGAUGCAUCACAUGUCAUUGUGGGAGUGGCCUUAUGAAUGCCAAGAGGAUAUGCAAGAUGUACUGUCUUUCGUAAAGUCUUCUUGAUGUGACUUAAACAUAAGUCCACAUACCUAUAAGUCCAAGGCAAUUCAAGGAUUAUUUUGAGGUGUGGGAGGAGGGGGGGCAACCUAAUCAUUCACUAAUGGUAUAACUUGAAUCAGUGAGUGACAGGAGAGAGGACACUCUAGUGUCCAAUCAGCUUUCAGCUGGGGGCAGUGCCCUCCUGACUUUUCCCUCCAUAUAAGUCCUUUUUGUCUGUAUGUUGCAUUGUGGACCUGGAGGGAUGCUGACUUCUGCCCCUGUGCGCCUCUGUAAGGGUCAUAAGACAAUAAAACCCAACUUGGAUUUGCCCUCCUUUCCCGGUAACAGGAAACCCACCGACGGAUCUGUUUGUGAAACACAAAGCAAUGGAAUAUUCUUUUUCCCGUUUAAUAGCAGUUUAUUUAUGUAUCUGUUCAUAUGAAUUAUAGCUGCUAUUGAUUUACUAUGUAUUUGGUCAAAUUAUCUAUUUUUAGGUCACUUCAGAAAUCCGCCAAUAAUUAAAAUAAUUCUGAACAAG